AUGGACGGUGUGCUGGGUCACCGUCCCUCUGUUAGUGGCGACUCGCGAGACAAUCUGGACACUAUUGCAGCCACGGCCGGAGCGUUUGGUGUUACACUGAAGUCAGUGUCAGUGAUGGAGGGAGAUUCAGUCUCUCUAAACUCUGACACUGAAAUGAAGGAUGAUGAUGUGAUUCAAUGGAGGUUUGGAGAUGAAAACAUAAUAGCUGAAAUCAAUAAACGGUUCGACAGAAUCACUGUAUAUGAUGAUGUUCUUGAUGGGAGAUUCAGAGACAGACUGAAGCUGGACAAUCAAAGUGGAUCUCUGACCAUCACAAACACCACAACUGAACAUGAUGGAUAUUAUGAACGACAGAUCAACAGUGAGAUCAGAGGGAGAUUCAGGCUCUUUGUUUUUGAACUGAAGUCAGUGAUGGAGGGAGAUUCAGUCUCUCUAAACUCUGACACUGAAAUGAAGGAUGAUGAUGUGAUUCAGUGGAGGUUUGGAUAUGGAAACACAUUAAUAGCUGGAAUCAAUAAACAGUUCGACAGAAUCACUGUAUAUGAUGAUGUUCUUGAUGGGAGAUUCAGAGACAGACUGAAGCUGGACAAACAAACUGGAUCUCUGACCAUCACAAACACCACAACUGAACAUGAAGGAUAUUAUAAACUACUGAUCAACCGUGUGAGAAAGAGUUUCAUUCUCGCUGUCACUGAUGAAGUGAAGUCAGUGUCAGUGAUGGAGGGAGAUUCAGUCUCUCUAAACUCUGAUCUCACUGAAAUAAAGGAUGAUGAUGAGAUUCAGUGGAGGUUUGGAGAUAAAAACACUUUAAUAGCAGAAAUCAAUAAACAGUUCGACAGAAUCACUGUAUAUGAUGAUGUUCUUGAUGGGAGAUUCAGAGACAGACUGAAGCUGGACAAUCAAACUGGAUCUCUGACCAUCACACACACCACAACUGAACAUGCUGGAGGUUAUAAACUACUGAAGUUUACAGGAAGAUUUUUCUCAUCAAAAUCAUUCAGAGUUUCUGUCUAUAACUCUGUCCACUGUUGUGGUACUGAAGCUGUGAUCCGAUUGGUCCUCUCUGCUCUGGUGGGCGUGGCUACUGUCAUCAUUCUGGUUUAUGACAUCAGAUCCAGAAGAGCUGAAGGAGAUUAA
Molecule: messenger RNA, 1137 nt
Organism: Rhinichthys klamathensis goyatoka
Lineage: Eukaryota; Metazoa; Chordata; Actinopteri; Cypriniformes; Leuciscidae
Exons: 5
Coding region: 1-1137 (378 amino acids)
Source: RefSeq, a predicted model, not a curated record